Molecule: messenger RNA, 1983 nt
Organism: Helicoverpa armigera (cotton bollworm)
Lineage: Eukaryota; Metazoa; Arthropoda; Insecta; Lepidoptera; Noctuidae
Gene: pit
Product: pitchoune
Exons: 11
Coding region: 99-1952 (617 amino acids)
Biological process (GO): maturation of LSU-rRNA from tricistronic rRNA transcript (SSU-rRNA, 5.8S rRNA, LSU-rRNA)
Cellular component (GO): nucleolus
Molecular function (GO): ATP binding; RNA helicase activity; nucleic acid binding
Source: RefSeq, a predicted model, not a curated record
UUGUCAAUUUGGCUGUCAUCUGUCAUUUAAGUACACAUUGUAUCGGGAACAUGUGUAUAUUCGUGUAAAAUAAAUAAUAUAACACAAACUUCUUCAAUAUGCCUACUCCAGACAAGAUUUUGAUGAGGAAAAUAAAAAAGCGGGAGAAGAAAAAGUUAAAGCUAAUUAACAAGAAGACCAAUGGAGUCUCUGAAGACAAUGCAGAAGCUGAGAAUAACACUGAGAUAGAAGUCAAGAAAAGACCACGUGAGGACAGUGAAAAUGCAGUACCCAAAAAAAAGAAAAAGAAAGUAAAGGAAGUAAAACCAGAACCAGUGGCAGUGAAAGAAGAGAGUGAUUCGGAAGGGAGUGACUCUGAUGCAGACGAGGACAACAAAGCAGAUGAUGAUGAGGAAAAUGAAACAAACACAGAGAGUCAAUUGCCCGGUUCCAGCUUAUGCCUUGGCAUCCUAUCAGACCAAAAGUUCAGCGCUCUAGAAGGAAAAGUGUGUGAAUCAACAUUGAUGGGAAUCAAAGACAUGGGUUUCACCACCAUGACUGAAAUUCAGGCUAAAGCUAUUCCCCCACUUCUUGAAGGAAGGGAUCUUGUGGGUGCUGCUAGAACUGGUUCUGGAAAAACCCUGGCCUUCCUAAUACCUGCUAUUGAUCUUAUCUAUAAACUGAAAUUCAAGCCUAGAAAUGGUACUGGUGUGAUAGUCCUGUCCCCAACUAGGGAAUUGGCUAUGCAAACAUUUGGUGUUUUGAUGGAGUUGAUGAAAUAUCAUCAUCAUACUUAUGGUUUGGUGAUGGGAGGAGCUAAUAGAAGUACUGAAGCACAAAAGCUGUCUAAAGGUAUUAAUAUACUAGUGGCAACACCAGGUCGUCUACUGGAUCACUUGCAAAACACACCCGACUUUUUGUACAAAAACUUGCAAUGUCUUGUCAUUGAUGAAGCUGACAGGAUAUUAGAGAUUGGUUUCGAAGAAGAAGUCAAACAGAUCAUCAAACUACUGCCCAAACGUCGUCAAACAAUGUUGUUCAGUGCCACCCAGACUAAGAAAACUGAAGCUUUGACAGCCCUCGCGGUAAAACACGAACCAAUCUACGUAGGAGUUGAUGAUCACAGGGAACAAGCUACCGUUGACUCUCUAGAACAAGGAUACAUAGUAUGCCCAUCAGAAAAGCGUAUGAUGGUUCUAUUCACAUUCCUAAAGAAGAAUAGAAAGAAAAAGGUGAUGGUGUUCUUCUCCACCUGUAUGUCUGUGAAGUAUCACCAUGAGCUCUUCAACUACAUCGAUUUACCUGUCAUGUCUAUACACGGAAAACAACAACAAACAAAGCGUACGACGACCUUCUUCCAAUUCUGUAACGCGGAGUCAGGUAUACUGUUGUGCACGGAUGUCGCGGCCAGAGGUCUGGAUAUACCAGCCGUUGAUUGGAUCGUACAAUACGACCCUCCAGAUGAUCCUAAGGAGUACAUUCACCGUGUAGGCCGUACAGCUCGUGGUUUGGGAACGAGCGGACACGCGUUGCUCUUCCUCCGCCCUGAAGAACUUGGCUUCCUAAGGUUUUUGAAGCAAUCCAGAGUAACGCUCAACGAGUUUGAAUUCUCAUGGAACAAGAUUGCCGACAUACAAUUGCAGCUGGAGAAAUUAAUAUCGAGAAACUACUUCCUGAACCAAUCAGCUAAAGAAGCGUUCAAGAGUUAUUUGCGAGCUUACGACUCGCAUCAUCUCAAGACCAUAUUCGAUAUCGAUACAAUCGAUUUGGCAAAGGUAUCGAAAUCAUUCGGCUUCACCGUUCCCCCCGCUGUUGAACUCAAAGUGGCCAACAAAGGACCUCCUCAAAAGAGGAAAGGAGGUGGAGGAUACGGAUAUUUCAAGUCUCUGAACGCCCCAACCAACUUCAAACAAAAAGCUGAGAAGACGAAAAUCUACAGGCAAAAAGGAAACAACAGAAAAAGUGUAGGCUAACUUAAAAUAAAUAAAUCAGUUUUAUUUUGAA